Messenger RNA from Aspergillus glaucus CBS 516.65, 1101 nucleotides. RefSeq names its product dTDP-4-dehydrorhamnose reductase family protein. The transcript is spliced from 4 exons. Gene Ontology annotation, biological process: S-adenosylmethionine biosynthetic process. NCBI's taxonomy places the organism in Eukaryota, Fungi, Ascomycota, Eurotiomycetes, Eurotiales, Aspergillaceae. The coding region runs from base 18 to 962 and encodes 314 amino acids. Gene Ontology annotation, molecular function: methionine adenosyltransferase regulator activity. Gene Ontology annotation, cellular component: methionine adenosyltransferase complex. The record is from RefSeq and is a predicted model, not a curated record.
UACUCACAUCACUAAAAAUGUCGCUAAACGUUCUUGUUACUGGUGCCAGUGGUCUCCUUGGCCGUCAGGUCUUCAACACCUUCAAGCACUCUGGCUGCUUGACUGUCGGCCAGGGUUUCACCAGAGCUGCCCCGCCAACCAUUCUGAAGGCGGAUUUGGAAAAGAGCGAAGAUGUAAAGACGAUCCUGGACGAGGCUAAGCCUCAGAUCGUCAUUCAUUGUGCCGCAAACCGUUCUCCUGACCUAUGCGACAAGAACCCCGAACAAGCUCGCAGAGUCAAUGUCGAUGCUACACGUCUCCUGGCAGAACAGACCUCGUCGCGUGGCGCCAUGCUCAUCUACAUCUCGACAGACUACGUCUUCCCGGGAACCGAAGGCGACGCACCAUACGGAGCAAACGCGGAGACCAAGCCACCGAACUUCUACGGCCAAUUGAAGCGCGAUGGUGAAUUAGCAGUCUUGGAAGCCACCAAGGAUACCGGCUUGGGUAUUGUUCUGCGUGUCCCCGUACUGUACGGAACUGCCAGCAACAACUCCGAAAGCGCCGUAAACACCCUCAUCGACGCAGUGUGGAAGGCACAGGAUGAGAAAGCAGGUAUCAAGAUGGACGACUGGGCUCAGCGGUAUCCCACUAACACCGAGGACGUGGCGCGAGUGUGCCGUGACAUUGUGAUCAAGUAUGUCAAGGAGAAGGAGAAGAUCAAGGAGUUGCCUAAGAUCCUUCAAUUUUCGUCGGAGGACCGGAUGACCAAGUACGAAAUCUGUGAGAAGUUGGCGCAGGUGCUUGGGUUGUCGCUAGCGGGAAUGGAGCGGAAUAAGCAGGGCAACGACCCGAAUGCUUCUGUGCAGAGACCAUAUGAUACCCAUCUGUCGACCAUGGCUCUGAAGGACCUUGGGAUCGAUGUUAGCACCAUGGACUUUGUUGCGUGGUGGCGGAAGAGCCUGGGAGCCUACAGGAAAUAGAUUGGUCUAAAACAGGACUCGUGAUACGGAAACUGGAAUUCUAAAGAAAAAAACGGAUUGACGUGUACCAUAUUGCAUCGUUUGUACGAAUUGUUUACUCCAGUGAUGAAAUAAAAGGGAAGUUCGCAAUGCAGAACAA